AUGAGUCCCCUUUUCUUGUUGUUGACGUGGGUGUUGCCCAUUCCGCUCGUUAUUUGGAGCGCAAAGAAUGCAUGCAGUUUACCUCCAAAGGAAAAGGUUGCAAUUGACCUCAACCUUACUGGGGAGACCCCAAUUGGAGUUCGUACCCGUCACUCUGGAAUGAUUGUGAAUGGUCUCUACUAUCAUAUGAAAAGGGCAAUGGCGUCGGGCUACAGACUUGGCAAUAUCAAGUAUGGAGACCAACUUAUUCUUCCUGAAGAUGUGAGGGACUCUGAAAGAUACGUUCUCUUUAUAAACCCGGAGGGGUGUAAAAAGUAUCUUAGAGUUGUUACCAAGAGCAUUUAUCGUGGUAAACGGGAAAGAAGAAUCCACGAGUUUAUUGCAGAACCAACUGGUGACAGAUUCCAAAGAGUGGUGAGGACGCUUGUUCACAUUGACUUGUACACGCAAGGCAACACUGAGAUUAUAGAAGUGGAGGAAGAUGUAAAGAAUAUGACCAAAAAGUAUAGGAUACGGAGUGAAAUGAAACUCAAGUAUGCAAUUGGUGCUGUUCGAUGUGGUCGCCAAAUUAUUAACCGAAAGAUUCAAAAUAUAGUUGAUAGGGAAGUAAUUUGGGAAGGAGGGGCUCAUAAGCCUGAGAUAUCCAUUGUCACUGUGGAUAUAGAGGGAGAUAAGGGCGUGGAAAGGUAUGAGUAUACUGGAGAUGAAAGAGGAUUCCUUACCUUGGGUGUGUGGUAUACUCCAAUUUACACGACUCCAUCCGAUGAAAGUGACGGUGAAAAUGUGCGUAUUGUUACACUUGGCGCGUUGCUUCACGGGGGACCGGGGAAUAAUGUACCUCGUAGUCCUCCUCUCGAUCUUGCUCAUGGAUCUUGUCCUCCUCCUCCUGCUACCGUCAAUAUCCCCAUGUGUGAUAAUUUAGCAGGAUCCGAGGAAAGAGUAGCCAAGGCAUUCCGUGCAGUGGUAAAUCAGCCUAUACCAGAAGCUUUUGCGAAUCCUUACGGGUCCAUUCCCUUGAGCGCACUACAAGUUCCACCACCUCCGGACGCCCAUACAGGGGCUUUUAGGCCUUAUGUCCCUCAAGGGCACUGA
Messenger RNA from Theileria equi strain WA, 1092 nucleotides. RefSeq names its product signal peptide-containing protein. The coding region runs from base 1 to 1092 and encodes 363 amino acids. Lineage: Eukaryota; Apicomplexa; Aconoidasida; Piroplasmida; Theileriidae. The transcript has a single exon. The record is from RefSeq and is a predicted model, not a curated record.